Neopelma chrysocephalum (saffron-crested tyrant-manakin) is the source of this 2346-nucleotide messenger RNA. RefSeq names its product pleckstrin homology and FYVE domain containing 1 (gene PLEKHF1). NCBI's taxonomy places the organism in Eukaryota, Metazoa, Chordata, Aves, Passeriformes, Pipridae. Gene Ontology annotation, molecular function: phosphatidylinositol binding; metal ion binding. The record is from RefSeq and is a predicted model, not a curated record. The transcript has 2 exons. The coding region runs from base 60 to 881 and encodes 273 amino acids.
UCCGCCCGGCGCGGGCGGCGGGAGCGCUGCCGGGGGAGGUCCGGGAGAGUGAGCUGGAGAUGGUGGACCAUCUUGCAAACACCGAGAUCAACAGCCAGCGCAUUGCUGCUGUGGAAAGCUGCUUUGGGGCUUCCGGGCAGCCCUUAGCCUUGCCUGGAAGGGUCCUUCUAGGAGAAGGGAUUUUAACCAAAGAAUGCCGCAAGAAACCAAAGCCUCGCAUAUUCUUCCUUUUCAACGACAUCCUCGUCUACGGCAGCAUAGUCAUCAACAAAAGGAAGUACAAUUCCCAGCACAUCAUUCCCCUUGAAGAUGUCACUUUGGAGACGCUGCCAGACACUUUGCAGAUGAAGAACCGCUGGAUGAUCAAAACCUCCAAGAAGUCCUUCGUGGUUUCCGCGGCCUCCCUCACGGAGCGGAAGGAGUGGAUCAGCCAUCUGGAGGAGUGCAUCAGGCACCUGCUGACGAAGACAGGCCGGCAGCCCUCCACGGAGCACGCGGCUCCCUGGAUCCCAGACAAGGCGACGGACAUCUGCAUGCGCUGCACGCAGACCAAGUUCUCCACGCUCACCCGAAGGCACCACUGCCGCAAGUGCGGCUUCGUCGUCUGCGCAGACUGCUCCAGGCAGAGGUUCCUGAUGCCCCGGCUGUCCCCUAAGCCCCUGAGGGUCUGCAACCUGUGCUACAGGCAGCUGCUGGCGGAGAAGAAGAAGGAGGCAGAGGCAGAUCUGAGGCAGACAGAGCCGAUCUGCUCUGCCAUCCAGGGCUACGAGCCCUCCAGCGGCGAUGACAGCGACAAGUCUGAUGACGACAAAGCUGAGCGGUGGCCAGCAGACACAGAGUUUUAUACCUCACCAGUAUCCUGGUCAUCUUUCCAUAGCUGACCUCCCUGGGAGCUGGUGGAGUUUAGACAUUGGGAAGCCAACCUCUGGCCUCCAGUGUGUGUCCUUAAUGUUUUCUCUGGAGGCCAUGCCUAGGACUGUGGAUCUUGGCCUCUGUACAUGGUGUCUGUGGGGGAAGCAGAGGUGAGGUUGCCCCUCUGAGAACGUGUCUCAUACAACGUGUGUGCGGAGAAGAACAGCUCAGUGAAUAGCACGGACUGGGGCACAGACCUGCAGAUCAGUCUUGGCCAAUCGAGCUUGCCCUUCAGUGCCUUAGUCUUCCUCUCCACAAAAACACAGCAGUACUAACUCCUGUUUUGAAAUGUUUUGAGAUUGGCUCUUGGGAGAAAAAGAAGCAAGAAGUCCUGGAGUUGAACACGCUUGCCUGCUUGCAGUGUGUUCCUCUGUCGUGGCAAGGGGCCGUUUUCCAUGAGCAUUGCCAGAGAUUGUCACUGCAAGUGUGCCAGCCCCAGGGAAUAGCUGCUCAUCCUGGCAUGAGGCUGGCACUGGCUUCCAUGUCUACACCCAGGUCUCUCAGUGUUGGAAACACUAAGAUAAUGGUGCUCUGAAUGAGGUUUGUGUGAGCAGCCCUAGCAAAGCGCUGGAGCAUCCAGCUCUCACAUGGAAAGAGGCCAUGGGGGUGGUACCAGGACAGGAGGGAGGAAGGAGAGGAGAAAGGGACAGGUAAAAUUACACUGAGCAGUGAAAUAAGGAGCUAGGGAUGUACUACAGUUGACUCAACUAAGUGCAGAGCCCAGAUCUCAAAUACAAAUAUCAGAUUUCCAGAAACUUGAAGAACUCAAGCCUACCAGGUGAAAGCACAGCCCAGGGAAGACUUUUAACAAGUCUUGAAAAAUCCAGGAAAUUGCCCCAAAUUAAGAUCCUAUGAAGUACAGCACUCCAACUUCCCCUUCCCUCCUGGGCUGCUGCCCAAGGCAUUGAAUUCCCACUUGUGGGCUCACUUCUUGUCUAUCAGUCUCAUGAGUCCAAAGUUAAGGUGCUUUAUGUACUUCAAGGAUUGGAGCCAAAGACCUUACAGUUAACUUGAGAUCAGCUUUAAAGUUCAAAUUAAGUUAGAAAUAAACUGUGUUUAUCCAAGUAUUCUAUCAUAAUGUAGCAUGGGAGUAAAUAUACAGGAAAUCAGACAACAGCAAUUUUUUUGCAGCAGACAUUUCUACAAUUUCUCUGUUAUUGCUUUUAGUGUAUUUUUCUAUUGUGUAUUUUAUGCUCUGGAAAAGUAACAUGGCUGGGAAUACAUGGGCCAAUGUUAUAAACUAUUUCCUUACCAUGACCUGUUACAAGCAGUGCAUUGCUUGACAGGUGGCCAGACUUGGGGUUUUUAAAAUUUCAGUUCAAAUUGAUCAUUCUUAAUGUCUUUGAUAAAGUGCCACUGUUCCAAUGAAUUUGUAUCACUUGACUGUGUGUGAAUAAAAGAUAUGGCCAACAGGAAGAAGCCAGGAAAAUAGGA